AUGCACCAUCUUCAGUCGCACUCCUCUCUUGAAAAUUUGCCAGGGGAGGAGACUGUACGCAGACGAGACAAACCAGGGAAGAAGACUGUACGCAGACGAGACAAGCCAGGGAAGGAGACUGUACGCAGACGAGACAAACCAGGGAAGGAGACUGUACGCAGACGAGACAAGCCAUGGAGGGAGACUGUACGCAGACGAGACAAGCCAGGGGAGGAGACUGUACGCAGACGAGACAAGCCAGGGAAGGAGACUGUACGCAGACGAGACAAACCAGUGAAGGAGACUGUACGCAGACGAGACAAGCCAGGGAAGGAGACUGUACGCAGACGAGACAAACCAGGGAAGGAGACUGUACGCAGACGAGACAAGCCAGGGAAGGAGACUGUACGCAGACGAGACAAGCCAGGGAAGGAGACUGUACGCAGACGAGACAAGCCAGGGAAGGAGACUGUACGCAGACGAGACAAACCAGGGAAGGAGACUGUACGCAGACGAGACAAGCCAGAGGAGGAGACUGUAAGCAGACGAGACAAGUCAGGGGAGGAGACUGUACGCAGACGAGACAGUGUCUCCAUCAACAAAGAUAAUAUAAGAGUUUUUGAGAAGGAGGAACUACCACUCGCAGAAUGUGUUGUUUUAUCCCAGAGUGCAGAACUUGAAAAUUUCAAGGAUGAUAUAUCACAAGAUGAUUUUCGAAACAUAGACUGGAUAGAGGAGCAAAGGAAGGAUUAUUCCAUCAACAGAGUUUUAGAUUUACUUAAAUCAGGUUUCAGACCUAGUGAUGAUGAUUGCGCUUCAGAAAUUCCCCAAACUGUUUCCAAGCGAAGUAAGUACACUAGGAAUACAACAGAGAAGAAACAAGAAAGCGGGAAUAUCAGUACCGAUAGCGACUCAGAAUCAAGCGAUUCGGAGAGGGAUCAAAUUAGAUUUGUUUCCAAACCCGUAUCAUAUACGGAUAGAAAUGUCUUAAAAACUUCAGGUGUUAAUCACAAUACUUGUCUCAAUAGUUCAAGUGAACAUAUGGGAUCAGUCCUGAGUUCUGAUCUUAGAAAUGUCAGGAGACAUUUUCUCUAA
This is a messenger RNA of Ostrea edulis (European flat oyster), 1074 nucleotides long. RefSeq lists its product as uncharacterized. The record is from RefSeq and is a predicted model, not a curated record. The coding region runs from base 1 to 1074 and encodes 357 amino acids. NCBI's taxonomy places the organism in Eukaryota, Metazoa, Mollusca, Bivalvia, Ostreida, Ostreidae. The transcript has 5 exons.